Molecule: messenger RNA, 3729 nt
Organism: Elaeis guineensis (African oil palm)
Lineage: Eukaryota; Viridiplantae; Streptophyta; Magnoliopsida; Arecales; Arecaceae
Source: RefSeq, a predicted model, not a curated record
AAAAAAGAAGGAAAUAACGCCUAUUUUUCAUAGCAGAGGGCCGACCCCCCCGAUCUCGCCCUUCCCCGAGCUCCCCUUUCCAACGGUCGCUCCCAAUUCCUCCGAAUCUCUUUAUAAAUUAGGGUUUCUCCGUUCCGUCCGUUCUUUCUUUCUUCGUCCAUCGGCGAUUCCUAGGAUUUUAUUUUUUUUUCCUCGAGGUAGGUCUCUGCGUCCUUGAUCUCUAUCGAAUUCUGGGGUUUCUCCGUGGAAUUUAGGGCUCCUCGUCGCCGGAGAGAUGAUCAUAAAGCGGAGCCAGAGGGCGCAAAUGCCGACGCUGAAGCGGUGCAAUGCAGAGGGCGCCGCCCCCGGCGAGGAUGACGGGGAGAGGCGGCGGAAGAGGCGGCGUGAGGACGGGUUCUUUCCGCUGGAGGUGCUCGGGAUUGUCUCAGCAGCCGGAUUCCCGGCAUUCCCCCUCGGAUUCAAACGGGCGGGCGCGGACGUGCGAGAGGAGAUGAGCGGCAUAGCCGUGGCGUCUUCUGGGUGCACCGAGGUCUCGUACGGCUCCGGUGAGGUGGAGUUGGAGUCAAGAGAUACAAGGCAGAAAGAGAGGGAUCGGCUGCACAUGCCCGAGGAGGUGGCGCCACCGCGGGCCCGACCGCCAGUCGUCCGGACGUCACGCGGGCGCGUUCAGGUGCUCCCUUCCAGGUUUAACGAUUCCGUCCUUAUUGACCCGUGGAAGAAGGAGAAACCCAAGGCGAAAGCGCUCGACCCCGAUUUUGCGAUCAAGACUGACCUGAUGGAACCUAGGAAACAAGGUUUCAUCCAUCAAGAUUCCGAACUCGGCUCAGUCUUCCCCAAUUCAAUCACAUUGUUCGACGAAGAAGAACGGUAUUGGGCGUGCAGAAAUUUAAAAUUCAAGAAAAAUUCCUCUUCUCGGAGCACUCUGACAUCUCUUAAUGAGAGUUUUGCGGGAGUUGAGAAGUGGCUGCCGCCGGCGGUUGAUGUGGAGUUUCCACUUGUUUAUGAUUCUGACCCAAUGACAGGGGAAACAAGGAUGCUGAAGGAGAGCAUAGAACAGAGGAAAGAUUUCAAUUGGCCAGAGGAGUUUGUCCCCGGUGAUAUCGUUUGGGCUAAGUUAGGGAAGAAGUAUCCUGCUUGGCCAGCGAUCGUGGUUAAUCCAAUGCAGCAAGCUCCGGAGGCAGUUCUGCAAUCCUCCAUUCCUGGGGCCGUUUGUGUGAUGUUCUUUGGUUACUAUGGAAAUGGAAACGAUAGGGAGUAUGCAUGGGUGAAGGAGGGGAUGAUCUUUCCUUUUUUAGACUACGUAGACAGGUUUCAGGGGCAGACAGAGUUGCAUAAGUGCAAGCCAAGCGAUUUUUGGUUGGCUAUAGAGGAGGCCUUCAUAGCUGAGCAUGGUUUCUUAGGAGUGCAAGCGGGUGGCAAUGAUAUGGCUGGGCAGCCUGCAUAUCAUCAGUCCUUUCCUAAAGGGAUCCAAGAGGCCACUGAUUCGAACCAUGAUCAGGAGUGCCAAUCAGAGAUCCAGGCCGUAAACAAAUUAGGAAUGCAUUGUGAGAGUUGUGGACUGAUCCUUCCAAUCAAAAGCACAAAGCAAAUGAAGCAAAAAUCCAAAGGAUUCGUGUGUAGAUAUUGUGCUAAGCAUUUGAGUUCAAAACAAUGUUGUGGAAUAUGCAAGAAGAUUUGGCAUCACAAAGAUGGUGGGAAAUUGGAUAUGGAAGACUCUCAAUAUCUUUGCCCUGUCUGCAAGGCAAAGUUAAAUUUUGAAUCAUCAGAUACAGAGAAGAAGCACUCGGAAUCUAGUUGGCCAGACGCAAGAUCCAACAAGAUUACUGUUUGUUGUUUCGGGAUGGAAGGGGCUUACCUACCAGAGCAACACAUAAUCUCAUGUCAAUGUGGCUCUUGCAAGGGGCAGAAAAAGUUCAUGCUUACUGAAUGGGAGCGACAUACUGGUUCUAAAACUAAAAACUGGAGAUCUAGUGUUAAAGUCAAGAGUAUAAUGUCACCACUGGGAAAAUGGGUAGAACGUUAUCAGGCUACUAUUGUUUCUGCAAACCAUGCUAAACGCCCAUCUCCAAAAGUAAGGAAACAAAAGAUACUUGCUUCCUUGCAAGAAGCAUAUGACCCAGUUUAUGUCAGAUGGACAACAGAACGAUGUGCAAUCUGCAGGUGGGUUGAGGACUGGGAUUACAAUAAAAUCAUUAUCUGUAACAGAUGUCAAAUAGCAGUUCACCAGGAAUGCUAUGGAGUGAGAGGCAAACAAGAUUUCACAUCUUGGGUUUGCCGAGCUUGUGAAACCCCAGAGCAAAAGAGGGAAUGCUGCCUUUGUCCUGUAAAAGGUGGUGCUUUAAAGCCGACGGAUGUUGAUGCAUUUUGGGUCCAUGUCACGUGUGCCUGGUUUCAGCCUCAGGUUUCUUUUGCAAGUGAUGAAAUAAUGGAGCCUGCUGUUGGCAUAUUGAACAUUCCAUCUGAAUCUUUUGUGAAGGUUUGUGUCAUAUGUAUGCAAAUGCAUGGCUCUUGCACUCAAUGCUUUAAAUGUUCCACUUAUUAUCAUGCCAUGUGUGCAUCAAGAGCAGGAUACCGCAUGGAGUUGCACUGCUUAGAGAGAAAUGGGAAACAGAUAACAAAAAUGAUCUCAUAUUGCGCACAUCACCGGGCUCCAAAUCCAGAUACCGUUUUAAUCAUACGCACCCCAGUGGGGGUGUUCUCUUCCAAAAAGUUGCUCCAGACCAACGAAAAGCAGAGUGGUUCAAGGCUGAUUAGGAAAGACAUCCCUAAAAUUCCAAACUUACCUUCUCAAUAUUCUGAAAUCUCAUCUGCUGCAAGGUGUCUGAUCUAUAAAAGAAUAGAAACUAAGAGAAAACAAGAAGAGACCAUUGCCCACCAAGUGAUGGGGCCUAUUCAUCAUCCUCUCGGUGAAAUUAGAUGCCUUAAUACACCUAGGGAUGAGAAGGAUCCUGAAUCAUUUUCUACUUUCAGGGAGCGUCUUAAAUAUUUGCAAAUGACCGAGAAUAGCAGAGUUUGUUUUGGGAGAUCUGGAAUACAUGGAUGGGGCCUUUUUGCACGUAGGAACAUUCAAGAAGGAGAAAUGGUCAUUGAAUACCGUGGGGAGCAGGUCAGACGCAGUGUUGCCGAUUUGAGGGAAGCACGCUAUCGAUUAGAAGGAAAAGAUUGCUAUCUUUUUAAAAUCAGUGAAGAAGUAGUGGUUGACGCUACAGAUAAAGGGAAUAUAGCACGCUUAAUUAAUCAUUCUUGCAUGCCCAAUUGCUAUGCAAGAAUUAUGAGCGUGGGUGAUGAUGAAAGCAGGAUUGUUUUAAUAGCUAAGACAAAUGUUUCUGCUGGAGAUGAAUUAACGUAUGACUACUUGUUUGAUCCUGAUGAAGGUGAUGAAUAUAAAGUUCCCUGUCUCUGCAAAGCUCCAAACUGUCGGAAAUUUAUGAAUUAGGUAUCCGUACAUGCGCAUUUAUUCCUUAAUGCGAAGCUGUUAAGGUUCUGAUCUGUCAAAGUAAUUUUGCAUUCAAUUUUACAUUUUUUUAUAUAAGUUUACGGUAUUUAAAAGCUGAGGGUAAUAAGGGUCACAUCCUCUGUAACUUGCAUAUAUUGGUUCAUUUAGUGGUUUCAUCAAUGUCGCUUUUUCCUUUUUUCUUUUCGUUUUUUUUUUUUUUUUUGUCAUCAUAACUGGUCUUGUAGCAAUCCAAAGGUCAGUAUAUGAACUUGCCUCAUCGAAGAUGGAGAGUA